Molecule: messenger RNA, 3963 nt
Organism: Siniperca chuatsi (mandarin fish)
Lineage: Eukaryota; Metazoa; Chordata; Actinopteri; Centrarchiformes; Sinipercidae
Gene: crfb2
Product: cytokine receptor family member b2
Exons: 15
Coding region: 215-3022 (935 amino acids)
Molecular function (GO): protein binding
Source: RefSeq, a predicted model, not a curated record
GAGUCCCUUAAAGGCAGCAGGAGCAGCUGUAGCCUGUAACGGGUCCGGGUCCGUGUCCGUGUCUAAUUCGGUCUGUGGUGGGUCCACAGGGUGUGGACCUCUGACUGUCUGCUGUUGCUGAAUUUAGUUGAUAAACAUGGACACGCUUCUCAGGACAGACAGUGUUGAUGUGGAAAGUGAUAGCUGAUGGCGCUGCCGCAGAGAUGCUUUGGUCAUGACUGCUCUCAUUUGGAUGCUCACAUGGCUGCCUCAGGUCCUGCCAGUUGUGAGUGAACUCCCCCAGCCUGUCAACGUGAUCCUGACCUCAAACCAUUUCAGGCAUAUGCUGAAAUGGGAGCAUGGACCAGGGACACCCACAGGAGUCUACUACCAAGUCACAGUUGGCAACGAAACGGGGACUUCCUGGGAGCCAGUGUCUGGCUGUGAGCGUGUCCAGCAUCCACUGGUUUGCAACCUGACAGAGGCCUUGCUUCACCCAAAACAGGUCUACCAUAUCCAGCUUACAGCAUUUCUGGAAGCACAGUCCUCAAAACCAGUCCACCGAAGAUUUCAACCCAUCAAAGACACUCACCUGGACCUGCCGCUGCUGACAGUGACGCCCUGUGGCAGUGAUCUGUGCGUGGACCUUCACCCUCCCAUGGAACACCUUAGGAAGAUCUAUGAUUCUCUGGAUUACAAACUCAGGAUCACGAGCAACAGUGGGGAGAGAGCCCAGGUACUCUACAUGGACUUGCAUUCAGAGUUCUUCAAAGACACCCAGUAUCUGAGAGGAGAGAUUUUGAAGAGUCUGGCCCGUGGCAGACAGUACUGUGUCUCAGUCUGCUUCUCAGACAGUCUGGUGUCCAGGGAGUCCAACUACAGCCAGCCCGUAUGUGCUUUCACCCCUGGCAUCUAUACUGCAGACCAGUUGAUCUCAGCCGUGUUGUGUUUGUUGGUGAUGUCUGGUGUGGUCGUUGUGGCCCUGCUGGUCCGUACCGGUUUCAUCUGUCUAAUAAAGAGGCCACUGCCAACGGUCCUGACAUCCAUCCGUCACAUGGAAGAAGUUCUGGUCGUUGCACACUGCAGCACAUCCUUGUCUUCUUUGUUGAAUCUUAAAGUAUCACCGCCCUCUUCAGGUGAAAAGAGGAGCCACCAAACAUUUUCAGAUGAGAGUGAUGAGGAGAGUGUAACGGAGAGCACGGGUGGGAGCAGAGGAGGAGAUUAUAAACUGCGAGUGGGCACUAACCUUCUCUCUUCCUCGUCUUCAUCAUCUUCGUCAGCUCCUUUAUCUCCUGAGCCGAUACCGCCGCCAAGCUUCUCCUCAAACCAAACAUCAGACUUCUUCCAUCCCCAGCCUGAACCCCUGAUUUCAACAGAGACAAAUUUCAGUGCUGGAUUGAGUCACGCACUGAGCACACACACAGCCUCACACUCUGAUUCUCUACCAGAAUCAGACCAGCGUGCUUCAGAUCCCUGUCCUCCUGCAGACACAGACACUUUGACUGUAGGAAGAAUCGAGCCAAAUGAGGAGGAGAAGGAGGUGGUAGGAGAGGGGGACAGCCAGGAUGUGAACCUCCUCACAUUAACCUUCGGCGGGUAUGAGGAGGAGGUGGAAGAGAAACCACAUCUUGAAAUGGCAGAGGAGUCUUUCUCUGCUUCCUCUGUUUGUGAGGGCAGGAUUGGAGUGAUUUACAACAUCACUCCAAUCUUGCCCUCGCAAACUUGGGACAAAAAGGAAGUUGCCAUUGAAAUGGUUUCCUGCUCAGUCAAUGCAGAGGAGGAGGAGGAGGAGGAGGAGGAGGAAGAGCACUCUGGAUAUAUGGGGCGUCCAUGUACAGAUUUCUCACAGAACUUUUUAUUCAAUGCAGGAUUUGAAGGGCAAAAUGCACAGGGAGGGACUUCAGGGGAAAUAGAAACUCAGCCUGUACAUGAUAACAAACUGUUCAUUUCCCAACCCCCACGCAUAUCCCCAGCUCCCUCCCGUCCCUCUCUAUAUGUUGUGUGCUCUAACCCAAAAACAAGAGCCUUAUCAUCUGGUGUAAGCCGUUUAACUGCAAGCCAUAACGCAGUCCAUGGAGGGAUGAUGGGGUUGUGGAUGCUGCUUCUUCUGCAUUUACACCUUGGGAAUGCUCCCUGGACUGAAGGUGUGGAGGAAAGAGGGGGUUUACAUGUGGUGUGUGUUUCCCUCCCCGCACCUUCCAACGUCUCCAUCUCUUCCUUCAACAUGGAGCAUACACUCAGCUUCCUACCUGGCCCCGAGACCCCCUCCAACACCCACUUCACUGUCGAAAUCCUCAAGCAGCUGCACCUCAGGUAUUCAGACGGCAGGCACCAGAACGCUUGGAUAGAGCGGAAAGAAAAAGAGAGGAAGAACUUGUGGAGAUCAGUGGCUGGUUGUUCGGAGCUGACUGCCGGACAGACAUGUAACCUAACCAGAGCAUUCAAGGACCCGUUGAAUCAAUACCGAGCCCGUGUCCAGGCCUUCACACCCAUCCAGAAAUCCAACUGGACUGUGUCUGGGCGGUUCCAGCCUCUGUCAGACACUGUGUUGGGACCUCCUGAUGUGUCUGUGUCCGGCUGUGGGAACUGUUUGCUCCUGCAGCUCAGAGUUCCUACAACAAGGGGGCUCCAGCAGCACCAGCAGCUGAAGGACCUCUACAGACAACUCGUCCUCCAUGUGCAAAGGACUAGGGACGGUGCAAGGUUCAGACUGACUCUGCCUUACAAAGAGGAGAACGUGAUCACGUACCUGCAGCCAGGUGUGGAGUACUGUGUGACCGUCUCUGUGACAUCACUCUUCAACUCCAACUCUGUCGCCAGUAAACCUUACUGUGCCUUCACCAGCCCUCCUCAGGCCAGAAGCUCACUGUAUGUGGUCUUCGGCUUGCUGGCUGCGUUCUGUGCACUGGGGUUUCUCCUCAUUGGAUUGGUUGUCUACAGCGGCCAGAUGAGCUUGGAAUUGCUAAAACGGCGCCUACCCAGAACUCUGUCAUACUUCCUCAUCCAAGGCCAGAAUGGUGGAAGUGGGCCCCCUGGACCCUGAGGACUCUGCUGGCUGCCUGUUCAGCCACUGAAGAGCAGCUCUGAGGGGGGAGACAAAGACUGUGGACUGGCAGUGAAUCAAAUGUUUAAAGCUGAAGUGCUGGGGAAGGGCAGGACUGAGGCUAGAGACCAGAAGAGCUUGUUUUAGGUGGAGUUGAUUUGGCUGGCUGGUUUUGAGAAGAUGCAGACGUUGGGGGUAAAGUGUAUGGUUUAGUAUCAGAGUGAGAUGUUUUUGUAAAUUGUUAUAAUCCUGUUUUUAUGCCAAUAUUUCUACUUUCCUCUGACUCCUCUGACUUUCAUAAUUACUUUGAGAUGGGUGAAGUUACUGUCUGUCAGAGAACUUGUAUAGAGAAUAAGUGGAUCAAAUAAGGAGGAACUGAAAUUGAAAAUAAACUCUGGAAAUAACCGAUGCAUGAAACUCGACCUGAGUGAGCAGCCGAGUCAUAGAGGAAUAAGCAUAAAAAUCCAGCAUAGUUCAUGCAUUAGUCUGAGCAUUAUUAUUGUAUGCACUUACAGUAUGUGUGUUUUUAGUGUAAAGUAUCAUCUUUACUUCUUUAAAUGCUGCUGUCCAUUGUUAUCCUCUGCCAAAGUGAUGCUUUUCUAUGAUUCUUUAUUUUGUUACUGCUCCUACUGAUCAGCUGUUUAUUGACCAAAUGUUUUGGCUAUCUUGCCCUAAUCAGGGUGCUGAUGUCUUGGUUAAGGUGCUCCACCACCCUGAUGAGCACAAGAUAUCAGAAACAUCUGCUGAGUAAAGCGUGGUGUGCUGGAGAAGACUUGUGUGACUUGUUUAACUAAUGAACUAGCAUUGAUGCUAACACUGGUCUGCAUCCCUGUGUGUGUGCGUUCUCACAGUUAGAAACCGGAAAGCUUUUCAUCAACCAUUACUGUAAUUACAGUUCUUUCAUAAUCAUUUCCCCAAUAAAGAAAACCUAUAUCAAUAAA